Messenger RNA from Pyrus x bretschneideri (Chinese white pear), 1245 nucleotides. RefSeq names its product probable LRR receptor-like serine/threonine-protein kinase At3g47570. Gene Ontology annotation, molecular function: ATP binding; protein kinase activity. The transcript has 2 exons. The record is from RefSeq and is a predicted model, not a curated record. Lineage: Eukaryota; Viridiplantae; Streptophyta; Magnoliopsida; Rosales; Rosaceae. The coding region runs from base 328 to 1245 and encodes 305 amino acids. Gene Ontology annotation, biological process: protein phosphorylation.
UUGGAAGAACUUGACAUUUCAAGCAAUAACUUAUUCGGGCAGAUUCCUGAAUUCUUAGGCAAGCUUGGAGCACUUAAGUAUCUCAAUCUUUCUUAUAAUGAUUUUGAAGGCGAGUUGCCUAAAGAAGGAAUUUUUUCAAAUGUCAGUGGUGUCUCGGUUCUUGGAAAUUAGAGGCUCUGUGGUGGCAUCCCACAAUUACAUCUACCUGCAUGCCCCAAAAACAAACACCAUUCAUCUCGAGGACUACUUUCCCCAAAAGUAGUCAUCCCUAUAUCUUGUGCACUUGUAUUCAUAAUUGCUCUAUCAUGCUUCUUUAGUGCUCGUUCAAUGCUGAAAAAGUCGAGAGAAGGACUUGUAACUUCACGUUCUUAUAAGGAUUGGAAAUUAGGUGUUUCCUACUCACAACUUGUUGAAUCAACUAAUGGUUUCUUGGUGGAUAAUUUGAUUGGUUCGGGAAGUUUUGGUUCUGUUUAUAAAGGGGUAAUUCCUAGCGAUGGAACGGUAGUUGCUGUUAAGGUAUUAAACCUUCAACAACAAGGAGCGUCCAAGAGUUUCAACGAUGAAUGCAAAGCUUUAAGAAGUGUCAGGCACAUAAAUCUUCUCAAGAUCAUAACUGCAUGCUCGAGCAUUGAUAAUCAUGGUAAAGACUUCAAAAGUCUAGUCUUCAAGUUCAUGCCAAAUGGAAGUCUUGACUCGUGGUUGCAUCCUAGAGAUGAGGAGCAAUCUCCAAGUAAGAGAUUGAAUUUUAUGCAAAGAUUGAACAUAGCCAUUGAUGUUGCUUCUGCGUUAGAUAACCUCCACAACCAUUGUGAAACGUCCAUUGUUCAUUGUGAUCUAAAGCCGAGCAAUGUACUUCUUGAUGAAGACAUGGUAGCCCAUGUUGGGGACUUUGGUUUAGCAAGGUUCCUCUUGGAAGCAUCAAAUGAUCCUUCCCUCAGUCAAACAAUGUCAUCGCAACUAAAAGGUUCUAUAGGUUACAUUCCUCCAGAGUAUGGCAUGGGAGGCCAAGUUUCCAUACAGGGAGAUGUUUACAGCUACGGGAUACUUUUGCUAGAAAUGUUCACAGGAAAAACACCUACUAAUAAUAUGUUCAUCGAAGGUCUAAGCAUUUACAAAUUCGCAGCCAUGGCUUUGCCCAACCAUGUCAUGGACGUUGUUGACCCUUCAUUGGUCCUCGACCUCGAAGCUGAUGGAAAAAACAAGUUCGCAGAUCAAUCUCAUUGUUUACGAAUGUAUAUUAAAUAA